UGGAGCUUGCGCUCCCGGGCUGGGGGCUCGGCUCGGCGGCGCGACACCCCGGGAUGGGGGCUCCGCGCUGGGCGCGGCUCUGCCUCCUGCUCGUGGCGGCGGUAACGCUCUGGGUGCUCCUGUGUGGGCACGACCGAGACACGCAGGCUUCUCCGAAGCCCAGCCUGCUGCAGCACGAGUUGCUACCGUUGGUGCCUGGAGGGAUGUCCAGAAAUGCCGGGAGCCAUGGCCUGAGCAGAGAAAGCAGCAUGGACAGAGGGAAGCCAUCUAAAUAUUCUUCUGAGCCUGGCAAGGCUAAACCCACCAAGGAACAGGAGAGCUCGUGCCCCCAGUCACUGAUGUCAAUAGUGAAGGCGGACCCCAGGUUCAGGAAGCUCUUUAGAUUCCACGUCCCAGUGCUGAUGUGGGCACGGCACUUCACCAAGGAGACGCGGGACAGGCUGAAGGAGCGCAGCGUCCCGUAUGGCUGGCAGGGCUUGUCCGACACAGCCAUUGCCUCCACCUUGCAUCUGCUCAAUGACUCUGCCAACAGCUGGCUGUUUGACAAAACCAGGUUCCCUGAAGGCUGCGUCCGCUGUGCCGUGGUCGGGAACGGAGGGAUUCUCAAUGGAUCCCGGCAAGGCAUGGAGAUAGAUGCCCAUGACUUUGUUUUCAGGCUAAAUGGGGCAGUGAUCAAAGGCUUUGAAGAUGACGUCGGGACCAAGACGUCGUUCUAUGGUUUCACGGUGAACACAAUGAAGAAUUCUCUGAUCGCCUACAGAGAGUACGGCUUCACCCAGAUACCCCAGUCCAAGGACCUACGGUAUAUUUUCAUCCCCUCGGACAUACGCGAUUACAUCAUGCUGAAGUCAGCCAUACUGGGCAGCCGUGUCCAAGAGGGUUAUGACAAAGGUGAUGACCCACGGACGUAUUUUGGACCAGAGGCAUCUGCAAAAAAGUUCAAGCUGCUGCACUCAGAUUUCAUACAUUAUCUAACAGUGAGAUUUCUGAGAUCUGAAAUAAUAAAUACUCAAUAUGGGUAUCUCUACAUGCCCAGUACCGGUGCCCUCAUGCUACUGACAGCCCUACAUACCUGUGACCAGGUCAGUGCCUAUGGAUUUAUCACGGACAAUUACCGAAAGUUUUCAGACCACUAUUACGAGCGGAAGAAGAAGCCUCUUGUGUUCUAUGCCAACCAUGACAUGCUGCUGGAGGCGGAGCUGUGGAAGAGCCUGCACAGGGCAGGCAUCAUGAAGCUGUAUCAGCGGUGAGGCUAGGUGGCAUGUCCCUUGGACUCCUGCUGUAACAAGUCAUCCUUCUCUUCCCCAAGGGCUCCCUUUUCCGUGGCGGAGGCCAUCUAGAAUUCAUGGGCAACCGUGGCAAACUGAGAGCUCACCCAAAGCCAGCCUUACAAGCUGGAGAUUACAUGAAUUGCAAGGCUGCCUUCUGCGAGCCAGGGGUGCUGCCUGGAGGAUUCUGUUCAGAUGUUGCUGAGAUGGCAAAGCAAGUGUGGAGAGGUCUCUCUCCAGGGAACCUUCUGAUUGGCUUGAGACAACAGACCCUGCCUUUGUCCCAGAAAUGCCCGGGUUCCUUCCAUCAGAUACUGACACCGGGAAAUGAAAAGGGAAUUUCAGAAGCAAUAAGCCUGAAUGUUCGAUGCACAUCUCCCAAAGGGGCAUGAUGGCCCUAAGAGAAGAUACUUGCUCACCAGCACAUUCAUGUUUCCCAUCGCCUUCCUUUGAGUAUUACAUGCUGAGCACAGAGCUUGGAUGUGGAAAAUACCCAGCCUGCUGUUUCUCACCUUUAUCAUGCACAAGGGUCUGCCAUAACCCUGAGGAGCCUAAUUUGUUGUGUUCAAAAUCUUCAUGGUGGGACAUAUCACAGCCACUAUCCUAUAGCUGAGGAGACCUGGAUGGAGCUUGUGGACAUUGCUCCUCAAUAGACUGGGUGGGUAGGUGAAGAGCAUUGUGGCUGGGCAGCCUAAGGCCCCUGAGCCACCACAUGCACAUACACUCCACUUUCCAGACAGAUCUCCCCUCACUAGCAACAUACUGCAGAGGCUGCCUGCACUCUCCAGCCACACUCCUGGGGCUUUCGCUCCACAUUAUGUCAACAGAGGGUCACAUUGACACAUGAGGGUGGGGUUGUCACAGCUUAAUUAGCCCCUCCCUGCAGUAAAUUGGGGCAAGUGGACCUGAUCAAAUGGAAGGAGUUGGGUGAGACUCCAUGCAUUAUUUUGCAUUGCAAACCUCAGGGGCCUGUGUAUACUCAGAGGAAGGCCUCCAGUUCUUGUGCAGAUGUAUGGAACCCACCCCUCCAUUACUUAAACUAAAUCCUCAUCAAAGCUAAAUAAAAAACCCAUCUAGCCAGCAGUAAGGAGGGAAUAUUUUUUAACCUGAAGCUACAUUUUGUAAGUUAAUUACAUGUAACUAGGAAGAGUAGAUCAACAGGUUGGUUUUGUUCUACAGGGAGGUUGUAAUGACUAGUGAUGGAUGGAUGCUAAAGCACAAUGCAGGAGUGUAAUUUGAAACACUUUCCCACUUUGUAUAAUUAUAUAAAUGUUGAAUGAUCUUAUGUUUUGGCUUGUGGUGGAGAAUGGGGGUAGAAUAUGACUGGCAGAGGCUAGCACUGAAAGCAGAGCAACAAUAUAAUGUGUGUCUGGCCAUCAGAGGAUUGCAGGGGUUAGACUGGGGGAAGAGGUUGGUACUGCUGCAGUGUAUUUCUACACAGGAGGGGAGGGUGAACAGUUCUGAACUCCAUGAGCAACAAGUGCUGGUAAAGGCUGAUGAAAGUGACCCUAGUGCACAUACAGGCAGGGGCUCCAGCACGCUCUUGCUUUGCUCUGAGCCCAAGAAUUAACAUUU
Gopherus flavomarginatus (Mexican gopher tortoise) is the source of this 2843-nucleotide messenger RNA. RefSeq names its product ST6 N-acetylgalactosaminide alpha-2,6-sialyltransferase 2 (gene ST6GALNAC2). The transcript has 10 exons. Lineage: Eukaryota; Metazoa; Chordata; Testudines; Testudinidae. The record is from RefSeq and is a predicted model, not a curated record. Bases 54 to 1250 code for a protein of 398 amino acids. Gene Ontology annotation, molecular function: sialyltransferase activity.